Messenger RNA from Brassica napus (rape), 381 nucleotides. RefSeq names its product cellulose synthase-like protein E1. The record is from RefSeq and is a predicted model, not a curated record. Gene Ontology annotation, molecular function: mannan synthase activity. Gene Ontology annotation, biological process: plant-type primary cell wall biogenesis. Gene Ontology annotation, cellular component: trans-Golgi network; plasma membrane. The transcript is spliced from 2 exons. NCBI's taxonomy places the organism in Eukaryota, Viridiplantae, Streptophyta, Magnoliopsida, Brassicales, Brassicaceae. Bases 1 to 381 code for a protein of 126 amino acids.
AUGUGGCUAUACAGAAGAACAAGCUCCUUUCUUUUCGGAUUCGUGGACACGAUUAAGAAGAAGCUUGGGGUUUCGGAGUCUGCUUUUGUGAUCACAGCGAAAGUAGCUGAAGAAGAAGCAGCAGAGAGGUACGAGAAAGAGGUAAUGGAAUUCAGAGUGGAGUCUCUGAUGUUUCUCCUCCUCGGAACACUCGGGAUGCUCAAUCUUUUCUGUUUGGCCGCAUCGAUUAUGAGACUGGUGAUGACUUCUAGAGAGGCUGGAGGAGAUGUACAGACAAUGGGCAUGUUGUUUAGGAGAGACAGAGGGAAGAUCCCUACAACCAUGACAGUUAAAUCAUUUGUCUUAGCUUUGUCUGCUUGGACUUGUGCCGCAUUUUUGUAA